GAGCACAACGAGGAAGGCAAGGAGACGCUCUUUAUUAUUAGGAGGAGAAGCGGAGGGGGGAGACGGAGACGGAGACGGCUCAGACCGUGGCGGCGGGGACCGGAGAGCGGCGCGCGCACACACCGACGGUCGGCAGCGGCGCUCGGAUGGUGCUGGUGUCGCUCCGGACGCGGCGACGAUGCGGCCACACUGCUGGGUGAUGGUGGCGCUGGCGGGGAUCAUGUCGUACUUCAGCCCGGAGAGAGCCCUCGGAGCCCCGCAGAGGGAAGUUUCUCAGUCCAGGGCCGCGUCCCUCUCUCCUCCACCCUACGUCGUCAUCCUCAUCUCCUGCUCGGGGCUCGUCUCCUUUGUUCUGCUGCUCCUCACCUGCCUGUGCUGUAAGAGAGGAGGAGUGGGAUUCAAUGUAAGUCUUCAACAUGAGUUCGACAACGCCGACGGGGAGGAGUGCUCUGGAGGCUCCAGCCCCAUCCAGGAGGACAGCCUGUCGUCAUGUCCCUCGCUCCCCGAGGUCUACACCCUUCCAGUCAGAGACAGGCACAGCUGCCCUGCCCUGCAGGACGGAGCAGACUCCAAGUCUCAGUGCUUCAAAAGGCACACUUUGAACUACCUUCAGGAGAUCGGAAACGGCUGGUUUGGAAAGGUGAUCCUGGCUGAGGUGCUGUGUGACUGCAGCUCCUCUCAGGCCGUGGUGAAGGAGCUGCGGAUCAGCGCCAGCCCUCUGGAGCAGAGGAAGUUCUUGGCUGAAUCGGAGCCAUACAGGAGCCUUAAACAUCCCAACAUCCUUCAGUGUUUGGGCCAGUGCAGCGAGAGCAUCCCAUUCCUCCUGGUUAUGGAGUUCUGUCAGCUGGGUGACCUGAAAAGGUAUCUGCGAGCCCAGCGCAAGUCUGACGGCAUGACUCCAGACCUGCCCAUGCGGGACUUGUUGACUCUGCAGAGAAUGGCGUUUGAGAUCACCUCGGGCCUGUUGCAUCUCCAUGAAAACAACUACAUCCACAGUGAUCUGGCUUUAAGAAACUGCCUGCUGACCUCGGACCUCACUGUCAGAAUAGGAGACUACGGCCUGUCUCACAACCACUACAAGGAGGACUAUUAUUUAACUCCAGACAAGCUGUGGAUCCCGCUACGCUGGAUCGCUCCAGAGUUGCUGGAGGAGUACAGAGGAUCUCUUAUUGUUACCGACCAAACCAAAACCAGCAACGUGUGGUCUUUGGGGGUGGUGAUAUGGGAGCUGUUUGAGUUUGGCUCGCAGCCCCACAGACACCUGAGCGAUGAAGAGGUGCUGACAUUCGUCAUCAGGGAGCGGCAGAUCACACUGGCCCAGCCCAGACUCAAACUCUCCCAUGCAGACUACUGGUAUGAGAUCAUGCAGUCCUGCUGGCUCCCUCCAUCUCAACGCCCUUCAGUGGCUGAGCUCUUCCUCCUCCUCUCCUCUCUCCUAACCGCUGAGCGACGAAUGGCGAGGGCGAGUGUCAGGGAGGAGGACGAGGAGGACGAGGAGUAUGAGGAUGGCAGGGGGAGGAGGGGGGAGAGCGAGGAGUCCUUUGAAAGACGCUGGGACUUACUCCGUCCGCCCGCUUUUCAGACUGCCGCCAACGAGCGGCAGCGGGAGCGAGAGCGAGAUUACAGCAGGGAAGACCGAGACAACUCCUACCCGCUGCUGGACCCCGUGGGCAACUGUAUCACCCCGUCCUCGUCGGAACUGGACGACAUCCUGACAGUCACGGAAACUAGCAAAGGCUUGAACUUUGAGUAUUUCUGGGAGAAGGCUCACGCCCGACGAGGAUACAAACCUCUCCCUCCUCCUCAGACAAUCCCAACCGUCAAUAAUAACCAUCGACAGUCUUUGGACACGCCCACCGUGGUCCCGGUCAUUAGUGCACGUAGUCCCUCCCUCGCCAGUGAGUACUACAUCAGACUAGAGGAGCACACUCCUCAGGACAAGUCGCCAACUCUUAAAGGGAAAUCACAGUGCUCUUUCCGCUCGGACUCCAUUUGCCCUGGAGACAUGGAGCUGGUGGAGAUUCGCAGCGGGAUGCUUGGGAAGGAGCGAGUCCCGUAUUGUUCCUCUGACAGGUGUGGAAAGAGCCUGCAGACGGUCCGAUCCAGCGAGGUUCAGCUGCAGGUGCCCAACACGGGCGUGGCAGAGUUCAGAGACACUUCCAGCCGAGUGACUGACUUCUCUGUCGUGGAUCUGGGGGAUGAUGAUGAUGAUGAUGAUGAUGAUGAAGACGACAAGAAAAAAAGCAGUGAGGCAGAUAAGAGGUCCUCCACCAGCUCUCAAGCCCCGGUCCUCCCUCCUAAGCCUCGAUCCAUGUCCAUGUCAUCAGCCAACCACCUCCACAAGCGCCCUCUUCCCGCCCCCCCGCUGGGCUACAGAGGCCUGCCUCACUACACCGUUGGCGGGAAGAUCGAAACAGACCCCCAUCACAUGAGUAGCUGCCCACCGUCCACCUUUGAUCAUUUAGGGCUCCAUCGCUCCAGACAGACUCUUCCUCCAUCCCCGUCCCUCUCACCCUCCCUCCCGCCGUCCAGCCAUCCCAUUUACCCUCAGCCUCCUCAAAUGUGCCCCCCGCCGCUUCCUCCCCACUGCAAACCACAGAGAAGCUGCCCCAGCUACAACGCAGCCGACGCUUAUUUAAGAUACAGUAAGCCGCAGAUGCACAGAUCCCAUAGAGACCCACUAUCCUGUGACCUGUCUGACAGAGAGGGUGGCACCAGAUGUGCAGCGUUGCACAACUCCAAGGAGACUUCUCAUUCGCGUGCAAAGGACUUUGACUCCCCUGUCCGUAGAGAAAACCCUUUGCGUCCUAUUUACCGCAAUCUGCCCCGCACUCAGUCUACGAACCCUCAGAUUGACAGGCAAUCGUCAUCAAGUCCCACCUACUCUGAUGAGGAUGACUCUCCCUUCGUGUCCCCCGAGAGACUGAGCGGUGGGACUACUAUCGCUCACUCCAGCCUAUCUGAAGACGCAGACCCAGCAACGGCGGAGCUCUUCUCCAGGGGAAUGAAGAGGACUCAGUCACGCCUUGACACCAUCCUGCCUGCCAUUUGGAAGGAGGAUGCUGAGCUUCAGGCAGAGCGUGUGGCUGCAGCUAAAAAGUCCCCCAUGCACCUGUUCCUGACAGAGAUAGCAACUGUGAGAGAGUCCAGCGAGUCCAAGUCCGACACCUCGUGGGAGGGACAGAAGAACGAGAAGAGCGACGGCGAGCGAUGGGGGAACUUUGUGCUGCCCAACAAAGGAAUGCGUCGCUCCCAGUCGCUGAUCACAGAGCUGGGCUCAGCAGGACAGUCAUGGGGACCAGACAAACCAGUCAAUGGGACAGAUGCUGAUGAGGGCAAUACUAACGAGCCAACCCCAAAGGAUCUUUUUCUUACAGAGAUCAACACCGGAAGGAUGGACACGAAUGUGGAGGGAGGAUCCGAAAGUGACACAGUGAAGUACCUCUAUCCCGCAGGUUCCAGACUGAGGCCCUACUUUUGUGCGCCAGGCUUUUCGUCCUACGCGGAGGCUGAGGAGGCGUACUCAAAGGGUAUACGGAGAUCCCGCUCCCUUCUCUCUGAGAGCACCAUCGAAAAGCAGGAAUCCGGUUUACAGCAGGCUGAGAAGGAGCUAAGGAGAACCGAAAUGACCAGGGAGGAGUUCCUGAAGGAGAUCCAAUCAGCGGAGACCUUUCUGACUGAAAUCAUGUCAAGACAAACUGCUUCAGCAGCUCCGAAUGAAGCCGAGUCGUCUUACUCCCCAACUCCGCUCUCACCUGAAUACGAAUCUAUAUGCAUUGACCCAAACUCUGCUCAGACCAUUCGAUUUCAGUCAGAGAGCUCCGUACGAGCAGCCGCUAAGGGCAAAGAGGACGCACAUACUGAGGCCAUUUAUGCCCAAGUGACCAAACGUGCCAAAAAGAGUGAGAUCAAGGUUUCUGUGAGACCUGAGAUCCCCGUUCUUCACAUAGGGCCAAACCCACAAGCUCUUACACUGGACAGCCAAGGACACAAUGCUGAGCACUGCCAAUCCGAUGACUUUGUGUUUUCAGAAAUCAUGCCAAAAAAUGGUUUACUACACAACCAAGCACUUGCAUGUCAGACGGAAGAAGAGGAAUGUGUGGACGGUCCUGCCUUACCUGCCAGAGGGGAGCACGCAGAUUUAUUGGAUAAGUCUCCAAAUGAAUCCACUGAAAAUGUUAAGGAAUCUCACACUGUGAUCCAAGUCGAGGACAAAUCAGUCUUUACAAUCGACACAAAUACUGUUAAUGGGAAUGGUGAGAGAGCGGAAAUAGACCUCCAGGUCUCUAGUCCUAACAGAAAGGAACAACAAUGCGGGAAGAAGGAAACCAUGUUGUAUGAUCACGAGACGGAACAGAACCACUCAGAAAUCAUCAUGGAAGCUGAUUUACACAACUCUAAAACCGAGGUUGAUCAAAAUGAUAAUGAGAGUUUCUCAAAGCCUGAAAGGGAACAUUUACUCCAGCACAGGGAGAGUAGUCACAUCACGCAAAAAGCAGCCACUCCAGACUGGGACCAGUCCUCUGACGUCUCGCUCGUCACACCCACCGACUCGGUCCUGUCACCGAUGACAUCCAGCUCAGCUGACUGCCUCACACCCAGCGACUCCUGGGCGGGAGGGGGAGGCGGAUCGGGAGGCAGUGGGUGGCGGGCUCUGGGAAACGAUACGCCUCAUCGAGACUCGGCCUAUUUCUCUGAUAGCGACUGGGAAGGGGAUGGGAUGAACAGGAGGAGCAGCGAGGGGCUUAUUGCCUCCAGGCCGAGCAGCAGUCGAGGAGGCGAGAGGGGAACGCUGACCGGGAUCCAAGAAAGGACCGAAGAGGAGGGGGAGAUGGGGGAAAAGAGUCCUUUAAGAAACAGUAGUCAGAUGGGCGAGAGGAAAGGUCAAACGGAGGAAGAGGCAAUUGUUAUAACGGUUGAACAUGGCCCUAUAAAUGACAUCAGUCAUUCGGGUGAUGACCAGGAUAUUGUAGGCAAAAGUCUGGACUCCACACAUAGAGACGAUUCUGGCAUUUUCCACAGUGAAAUCAAAAAGUGCGAUGAGCCACCGGCCAAAGACUGCAUCGAUUUAAUUGAUAGGUUGUUCUCAAAAUUAGAUGAUGAGCCACUAAAAGGGCUCCCACACAGUGGUGGGUAUCCAAUGGACAACCACUACACAGAUGGCAUCAUCUCACAGAUAACAGAUUGCAAAUACCUGGACUCUGCAGACAGCAGCUUAAAUCUACAUUCCAAGAGCCUGGCGGAUGCAAAUAUUCUGAUUGAGACUGUAAGUGGCAGCCAGCUGAACGACUGCACGUUUAGGCCAAGCAUCAAGGAUUACGCAAGCGUUACAGAGAGAGAUAUCGAUCUGUCGGCAGUGAAUUCCCUCAAAUGUGUAAAUGACACUGUGGAAACCGUGGCAGCAUCUGCAGUUGUUGACAAAGAGCCCAAAUUCGCUCAACUGUAUGACAUUGAAGCCCGUGACACCACACUUAGAGAUGAAGCCCCGCCGCCGCUCGAGCCGAGCGAUGACAGGAACUGUGUCGCUGAUCAAAAGAGUGGACCGAUGCGUCCUUCGUGGGACGACAUUAGCGCCGAGGAGCCCGGGAGACGGGAGACGAGUCCUGGUCUGGAUCAGAAUGAGCUGGGCCUGAGGAACCGCCCCUGUGAGCACAGGGCGAUCACGCCCGAGCCGGAGAAGCAGCUGGCGGCCGCAGAGCUGAGCAACGCCCUGAGGGAGAAGUCGCCUCUGCGAGAAGCGGCGCGUGGGGUCCACUCUGCUAACAACGUGGAGGAAAGCUCCUGCGAGGAGCCGGACGGGAAAACCAACGCCGUGUGGAGUGACCUGGAGGAGGACGCCGAUAGGCCGGGGUCAGGUGCGGUCACAGGAGAGUUUGACUGCCACCGCUUCUCACACGCCGGGGACCUGCACCUGUGGCCUGAUGAAAACGACCAGUGGGCCCCUCCAGAGAAGCGCAGCCAGGACGCGGAGCUGAGGUCUGAGUUUUUCUUGGGCUUCAGCAAUAAGGCCUGGGAGGUGGGCGAGCGUCUCGUGGUGAGCCAGGAGUUCUGGGAAACGGAGGUCAACGACGAGCUCGCAGGCCGCGAACCCCACCCUGCGUUGGGAGGCUGCGAGGAAUCCUGCAAUGACGAAACACAAGGGAUAAUCAGUAGCUUCGGCACUAACGAAAGGUGGGACUGCAGUGGGACGAAAGACGACCACAACCACCAAGCGGCAGACAUUCAACAGGAGGAAAACAUUGAGAAUCUGGGAGAAAUUGGCAGUUUUAAGCAAGAAAGAGAAACCUCGUACACUGAUGCAGAGAAUCUGGAAAUCCCGGAGCGGGAAUCCUUGGAGCAAGGACAGAUGCAGAUUUCAUCAAGCGCCGCGGCGGCGAAGGAGGCGGCGGCUGAGCCCGGCUCCGCGGAGACGGGGGAGAAUCAAAAUUUUAACAGAUGGCCUCAGAAUCACCUCUACGAGAUCCAGCAGGAGGAGCAGACGUCAGCAGAACACGCUGACAUUGAAGCGUGCUCUGGGUUCGAGAUCUUUGCUCCAGAAAAUAAAAGCUCAAAUGUAUCUAUUUGUAUAACUGCGGCGCCUCUAGAGAACUUUUCAGACCUGGAACAUGUUGAGUCAGACUUAGAUUCAGAAGCUGAAGCGAGACCAUGGUUUUCAGGGCAAUGCAUAGAAGGAAGAAUAAGCAUUAUGGGUGAAGAGGAGAACUGCAGGGAUGCGUCCCUUCCAUCAGAUUCCAGUUCUGGUCCCCGUGAUGCUGACGUACAGGAGGAUCUAGAUCCUUCAUUUCCACAGCUCCAGGAUAACUUCAGCUCCGUAGACUUCCCCAGUCCCCCACCCAGCAUAGACCUUGAUGUGCAAGAUGAUAAACUGGAGAGUUUAGACGACUCUUUUCCAAGUCCGCCGCCAUCGGUGACAGAGGCCGAGGAGUUUAUUAGUAACAUCAAUCUAGAUGACUUUAUUGCUAGCGCUGAGACAGAGUUGUAUAUUUCCCCCACUCAGGACGCGGAUGUUUUAGAGCCUCCUCUGCCAGAAUCACCGCCUGCUACAAGACACAGUAAAGGCAUCACGGCGAAUCUGGACAUUCCCACCGUGCACAUAACAAUGCACGAUGAGAGCAACCUGGCGUCCAGCGCAGAAGCUGAGGAUGAAGGUAGCAAACAGGAAACACCUGCUGACCCCCAGUGCUCCCCACAGGACCCCCUCAACCACCUCCCAGAUUUACUUAUUUCUGAGUGGAAAGAUUUGGAUGAUGAGCCUCUGGAGGAUUUUGAAAAACUGGAACAGCUGUGCUGCAUAUCUGGAGACGAGGAGGACCUGUUCUUAGGGAACCUGGAGCUCCUGGAGUCGUUGAAGAAAACACCUGAGCAGAAAGGCAGCAAUGGUGACAGCGGCCAAACAGGUGACGAGAAGUUCGGUGGCUCUGCUUCAGAGGGGGGCAACAUGGGUUUAAAGGAUGGGACCCCGGGUGAUUCUGAGGCCUUAUCAGAGUUUGCACAACCCAUGAUCCUAGAUUCCCAAGUCAAAUUGUCAGCGCAAGAGGAGAAGAACGACGUGAUGAAAUCAUCCUGCCAAUCUGAUGUCAAAGACCAGGGCUCCCUCUCCAAGAUGACCGCAAAGAACGGCCUGAUGAUGCAGGUUUGUGAGGAACGGCUGCAGUUCUCCCUCAGUGAAAAUGUGAAAACAAACGUGCUUUGGGGAACGACAGUUAAAGACACGGCUGUGCUCCGGCCCUGGGGGGAACCAGCGACAGAGAGCGGUGGAGAACUGGUACCUGUUGAAGAACGAGCGGAGGAGGGAAGUGAUGAGCUGCCAAAGAGCGUCCCCAAUGUUGACGCCCAUGAUGAAUCUGAUGAAGCUAAAGCUGAGCCGCUCACUGUGAUCGAACAACCCGAGGUCAUAACACCUCAGCCUACUGCAAACCAGGCAAUGAAAGCGAAGCUGGCGCGCCUCUCUCUCGCCCUCCCUCCCCUCGCUCUAACUCUCCCCCUCACCCCCACGGGCAAAGGUGGAUUUGGAGACGGUGCGAUCGGAAGUCGGAUCGGGAGGCGGCGAGGCCUGACGUCAGGAAGUGACCCUGACGAGGAGGAGGAGGACGAGCAGGAAGACGAAAGCUCCCGGAGGGUGAUUGUGGUCACAGAAACAGAUGUGGACAAACGCAUCGGGUUGAGGAGUCUGCUGAAAUCACCCAAGGAGCCGAUGGACAGAGAGAAGGACAGGGGCCGAAACGUGUCCUUUUUCGAUGAUGUCACCAUAUAUUUGUUUGACCAGGAAACUCCAACCAAUGAACUGAGCAGUUCGGCACCCACGAGUCCCGCUGCAGUAUCUGUCAAAAGCACCAAGUUGGAUUUUCAUGGCCCACACAGCAAAAGUAAAGAAUCCAAGAAGAAGGAGGACUUAUCAGUCAAAGCAAGGUCGCCUGUGGGGGCCAAUCCAGUGGCAUCAGGGCGCUUCACUGUCAGCCCAGCUAAUGACCCCCACUUGGUGUGAUGUUACCGUCUUGGACUAGACGGUGAAUUAACCCUAACCAACCAGCCAUUCACCCAGAGGCUAUUUUUUUAUUGAAAAGGCAUCUGAAAGAAUGAGACUCCCAGUCUAAAAGCUGGACACAUUCCAGGUUUUUGAGUGACAGGACUUUGUAUGACAGGAGCUGCUGUGCUCCUGCCGCUGUUUACAGAGUUUAUUCAUAGCCGUUUGCCACAGAAGUGGAAGAGGCAGCAUAUGCUAGGAGAAGAGGAACCUGGAGCUUUGUAAAGUCUGUAACAGAUUUGACAGCUAUGCAGUGGGAGUCUUGCUGUGUACCAGCUUACCUUCUAUUUUGCUUCAUUCUGCUGUAUUGUUCCCCUGGAGUGAGGGGAAGGCACUUUCUUCAGUCGGUCAUCUGUCUAUGUAAAUGCUUGGAUCCCAGUCUUCUCCUUAUUAAGGAUGUUUUUCAUUGCAGUCAGUCAGUUCUUGUAGGCAACAGUUUUAAACAGAAAUUGCUUGACUCCUAUAUUUGAGAAAAUUCAUUUACAUUUGUACAAAUAUCAGUAAACACAAUAUAAGUGUAUACAAUAUCAUUUUAGAGCUGUUUACUUUUAAAUGUAUUCUUAGACUGCACGGAAAAUGAAACAAGCUGUGUUUCUUUAUUCUUUUAGGUCUAAGAAAUUUAUUUAUUUAUUAGUUUAUUAGUUUAUCUAUCUAUCUAUCUAUCUAUCUAUCUAUCUAUCUAUCUAUCUAUCUAUCUAUCUAUCUAUCUAUCUAUCUAUCUAUCUAUCUAUCUAUCUAUCUAUCUAUCUAUCUAUCUAUCUAUCUAUCUAUCUAUCUAUCUAUCUAUCUAUCUAUCUAUCUAUCUAUCUAUUUAUUUAUUUAUUUAUUUAUUUUUUGCUUUUGUGCAAUUAGCAUAUAUAAAUUUCAUUAUAAUUUGUUUGGGACAAAAUGCAUCUAGGUUAUAUCUUCUGUGAGAUCUUCAUAACAAAGAAAUCAAAAAUAUUUUCCCAAACGUCCUAAUAGUUGGAAAUAUUUUGUAUAAUUUUACUUGUAACUAUAUGCCAUCUGUAUUAAAUUGUCCUGUAAUGUUUAUUUUCCAAUGUCUAUGAAUUUUUAGCUGUCUUGUCAUACUUUUACUUUAUUUAUUAACAGUUAAUGUAGCUUAGCAUGAAAAAAAAUCAAUGCUUUUCACCAGUAAAUAACUCCAUUUGGUUGUGUAUUUAUUAAUUUAUUCAUUUUAUUUUACUAAAAGCAGCCAAUCAUGCAGUCAAGGUCCAACUAGUCUGUUUGUUUAGUCAGUUUAAAUGUUGGUUUAAACUUGUAUUGUUUAAAUAAUGGUUUUCAGGGCAUAAUGUAUAAACAAGGGGAAAUAAAAACUACAAAAUGUGAAACUGUUAUUGAGCUGUUCCAUAACAAUAAAUUGUAUUGUUUUCAGUUUGUAAA
Molecule: messenger RNA, 9907 nt
Organism: Betta splendens (Siamese fighting fish)
Lineage: Eukaryota; Metazoa; Chordata; Actinopteri; Anabantiformes; Osphronemidae
Gene: lmtk3
Product: lemur tyrosine kinase 3
Exons: 16
Coding region: 179-8485 (2768 amino acids)
Biological process (GO): protein phosphorylation
Molecular function (GO): ATP binding; protein kinase activity
Source: RefSeq, a predicted model, not a curated record